Molecule: messenger RNA, 2428 nt
Organism: Tarenaya hassleriana
Lineage: Eukaryota; Viridiplantae; Streptophyta; Magnoliopsida; Brassicales; Cleomaceae
Product: E3 ubiquitin protein ligase RIN2
Exons: 13
Coding region: 208-1944 (578 amino acids)
Biological process (GO): ubiquitin-dependent protein catabolic process; protein ubiquitination; positive regulation of plant-type hypersensitive response
Cellular component (GO): ubiquitin ligase complex; plasma membrane; cytosol
Molecular function (GO): ubiquitin binding; ubiquitin protein ligase activity
Source: RefSeq, a predicted model, not a curated record
UCUUUCGAUUUAUGUUCUUUUACUUUUCCUUCUCGAUCGAGGGAGAGAGAGGCAAUCGCCGGCGCUGAAUAGAAUUGUCAACCGACAGCUUUCGCCGAAUCAGGUUCUCCUCGAUUUGAUCGAUCUUCAUCGUUGUAGCAUCAUGCUAAUUUGAUUAGAUGAGAUUUCAGGGGAUAAGAUUCAGUUUGAAGGCAGUAAUAGUUCCUGAUGGGUAUAAAAUAUUUGCCCCUUUCGGUAGCAUCAGCGGCUGUGAGCUUUGUCGGCCUUCAAGUUUGGACAGAGUUGUCUUUGCACAGACUUAGGACAGAUGGGCUAAUCACCCAGAAUAUUUCUUUAGGGGAUUCCGAGCAUGCCCUUGAACUGCUUCUGGGUUCUUUCACAACAAUUGCAUUGCUUGCAAAUUUCGCUCUCAAUGUAUAUAUUCUUCUGGUUCUUUCUCUCAAGACUCUAUUUUUCGGAGAUUUGUAUGCCGUUGAAACUAAAAAGUUACUGGAGCGCCUUGCGAAUUACAUUAUUUACAAGGGUACCUUCCUGCCACUAGUUGUUCCACCAACAAUAUUGCAGGGGGUCCUAUGGACGGUCUGGCUGACUGUCCUGUGCACUCUAAAGAUGUUUCAAGCUUUGGCUAGAGAUCGGCUUGAGCGAUUAAAUGCAUCUCCAUCUUCUACACCUUGGACAUACUUUCGUGUGUAUUCAGUGUUGUUCCUGGUUCUCGCUGUUGAUCUCUUCUGGAUAAGGCUGUCUUUAUUGAUAUACAAUACAAAUGGCUCAUCUAUGUACCUGUUAUUACUUUAUGAGCCAUGCAGUAUAGCGUUUGAGACCAUGCAGGCACUGUUAAUUCAUGGGUUUCAGCUGCUUGAUAUGUGGAUCAACCAUGUAGCAGUCAAGAAUUCAGACUGCCAAAGAUCUAAGUUUCUUGAUUCUAUGACAGCAGGCUCACUGUUGGAAUGGAAAGGCCUCCUCAACCGAAACCUUGGUUUCUUCUUGGACAUGGCCACUUUGGUAAUGGCACUUGGCCAUUAUUUGCACAUCUGGUGGCUUCAUGGCAUGGUUUUUCAUUUGGUGGAUGCAGUUUUGUUUCUCAAUAUCCGUGCCUUGCUUAGUGCGAUUUUAAAACGUAUAAGAGGAUACAUCAAACUUAGAGUAGCUCUAGGGGCACUCCAUGCAGCACUUCCUGACGCAACUUGCGAAGAACUACGUGCAUAUGAUGAUGAUUGUGCUAUAUGCCGGGAGCCUAUGGCGAAGGCUAAAAGGCUUCACUGUAAUCACCUUUUUCAUCUUUCAUGCCUGCGAUCCUGGUUGGAUCAAGGUCUAAAUGAGGCAUACUCAUGUCCUACAUGCCGUAAGCCUCUUUUUGUUGGUAGAACUGAAAGUGAAGCAAACCCUUCCACAGGGGAAGUCUCAACUGAUGAGCAGUUAGCUCGUCAGAUUGACAGACAAAACAAUUCUGAACAUGCCAUAGCUACUGGAUUAUUUCCUACGGAGAUGCCAAAUUCUGUUGAAAGUGAUUCUUGGGGGAAUUCAGGACUGGAUCCAAGCUUGCUGCAAACAUGGUCGGGUCAUGGUGUUGAUGGAGCUGGUCCCUCCACAGCCACCGGAUCCGUGGGGCUUGGACGUGUUCAGAUGAUGAUGAGACAUCUUGCAUCAGUCGGGGAAAGUUAUGCUCAAACUGCACUUGAAGAUGCUGCUUGGGGUCUUUGGCCAGUGAAUCCUUCCCAAGCAUCAACUUCUUCUACAUCCGCUCCUCCUGGUGUCAGUGGAAGAACUGCUGGUCUGCAUCUGAGAACUGCCUCCCAUACGGUGAAUGACAACAUGGCGAAUAUACUAGCUAUGGCCGAGACAGUGAGGGAAGUCCUGCCACAUGUGCCGGAUGAAAUAAUUUUCCAGGACCUGCAGAGAACAAAUUCUGUUGCAGUUACAGUGAACAAUCUUCUCCAGAUGUGAUAAUGUUUUUUCAAGUCUCGAGCUUUUCCAUUUCAAGCUUGAUGAUUCCUAGCAUAAGAUAAAAUCGAUCACUAUCAGGUCACAACCUUCUCUUUAUGUUUUACUCGGGAACCUACUACAUCUUCUGUAUAUAGAGGCGGCUUGCCAGUCUUGCAAAGAGAAAGAAGAGGCUCUAGUACCUUUUGGUUCAUUGUUCUCUGGCGGGAAAAAAAAUACGCUCGAAGGUUCAUGCCUUGGCGGGUCGGAGAUAUCUCAUCACAGUCUCUCUCACCUUCUCGAGGGCAGUAACCAAAUAGUGCGAUAUACUUGUGGGGCUGCUACUUUCUCUUCCUGUAUAACAAUGUGUAUUUUUACAAUAAAAGAAAAGCCAAUUGAAAUUGUAUUGUUAUUGAUCCAAUCCAAUAGGUGUCUGUAGUGAUCAAAUGUGCAAACUCCUUGUGGACCUUUCUCUCUGAAAAUGUAAAAGGUGUCUCCUUUAUCGGCU